Molecule: messenger RNA, 7728 nt
Organism: Leguminivora glycinivorella
Lineage: Eukaryota; Metazoa; Arthropoda; Insecta; Lepidoptera; Tortricidae
Gene: l(3)80Fg
Product: dnaJ homolog subfamily C member 16
Exons: 14
Coding region: 296-2695 (799 amino acids)
Source: RefSeq, a predicted model, not a curated record
UUCCAAUCGCAUUGCAGUCAUUGCACUCUGCAGUAAAUUAAGAAAGUAAAGGAUCUUGUCUAUGGUACACCCCGGUUGACAUUUUAUAAUUUUCGCGAGAUUUUUCCGAUUCUACAAAUUUUCAGCCAUCUGUGUUCUAUUUUAAGACUAAUGACUGAUAAGAGUUUCAUGAAUUCCUGUAUUAUUUUCUGGUGUGUCAUGUGUGUAGUCAGCGUGUGUAAAGCGUCGGUAUGAAAGUUCUAUGAAUAGUGUGGAGGUAGCUUCCUGAGGGUUGUGGUUGGGACAGUCUGGUAAUAUGCAAUGGAUAUACAAGGGUUGGAAGAGGCGAUGGCUGUGGGUACUGUUAGUGGCAGCGUUAUGCCCGCUGGUCUUAGCCCAGAAGAUCGGUGACCCGUACGAGAUCCUCGGGAUCUCCCGUCGAGCGACACUUGUAGAAAUCCGCAAAGCUUACAGGCAAAAAGCUAAAGAAUGGCAUCCUGACAAAAACCUUCACCCAAAUGCAGAAUCCCGCUUUGUGGAAAUCAAGCAGGCAUAUGAGCUACUCUCGGACACGGAGCGCCGGCAAGCUUAUGACCAGUAUGGUAUCACAAAUGAAGAUGAACACCUCUACAAACAGAGACAUGACUACAGCACUUAUUCUCGGUUCAGCACUGACCCAUUCGAAGAGUUCUUUGGAAACCACUUCAGAACUCAGGACCAAGACAUCACAUUAUUUCAUAAGCUUUCAGUCACUGCUAAGCAUUUCGAAAACAACAUAAUGGAGAAAUCGGUCCACACACCCGCGCUUGUCCUCUUUUACACCGACUGGUGUUUCGACUGCGUGCGGGCGGCGGCCUUCUGGCGGCGGCUCGUGGAGGCGCUGCAGCCGCUCGGUGUGACGGCGGCCACGGUGCACGCUGGCCAUGAAGCGAGCUUAGUCAGAAGAAUCGGCGUGCAUGGCGUGCCGUGUCUUACCCUGGUUCUGCAACAACAUGUGUAUAUUUAUAAGGAGAGUUUGAGCUCCAUUCCGAAGAUAUUGGAUUGGAUACGCUGGAAGUUCCCCUACAAGCUCGUCCCCCGAGUGACUGACUCCUCCCUGACCGGCUGGCUGGGAGACUUCGAAGACAACAAGGUCAAAGCCCUGAUCUUUGAAGAGCAGCCUACCAUGCGCCUGCGAUAUCUGCUCACUGCGUUCCAUUAUAGAGACCGAGUUUCUUUUGGUUUCGUCGCAAUGACAGCACGUGACUCCACCAACGUGACCUCGCGCUAUAAAGUCCAGCGACACAUCGACACCAUGGUGUUGCUGAAGGAGGACAGUCCAGAACCGGCGGCCACCGUCAGCACCACAGAAAUACCCACUAAAACGCUACGGGAACUGAUCGAGGCAAAUCAGUUGCUGACGCUUCCGAGGCUGUCUUCGCAGGCGGUACUCGAGCACGUAUGCCCCAUAGAGUGGCGGCCUCACCGCCGCCGCCUGUGCUGCGUGCUGCUGUGCUCGGCCGGCGCGGCGGCCGGCGCGGCGCGCGCGGAGCUGCGGCGGCUGGCGAGAGCGGCGCCUGAGAGACUACACUACGCAUAUGUUUAUAUGCACGCGCAGCCCAACUUCGUGCAAGCGCUCGCUAACGGCUCGGGUAGCGACACAUCUCAAAUGGAGCAUCGUGUAGUCAUCCUUUGGCGCCGCGAAGCAACCCGAAUACAAUACGAAUGGCUCAACGAAACCUGGCCCGUAUGUUCCAACGGGCACUGUGACGACUUCAGUGAACCCGCCAAUGUGGUGUAUCAAACUAGGCUGAACGAGACGAAACGGGCUUUGGAACAGCUGGUCAAGAGAUUGUUGAAGCCGACUGAAGUGAUGGCGUAUGAAGCACAUGUUCAGGACUUACUGGACGAAGCAGCCCGGGGUCCGCUAUGGCGCGCGAUGCUGCUCAUAUGCGAGUGGGCGGAGCGCGCGGCCGUCGCUUUACGGACACAGAAGGCUGUAUCCCUCGCCUCUGUACUAGGGACUGUGGCCGUUGUGUUGGCGGCGGGUUACCUGAUGGCGUACCUCAUCCGCGUCGAAGAAGAGUCAGUCCAACGGCAGCGAAGCGAGCGGCGCCGGCAAAACGGCACCGUCAAGAAAAACAACAACGAACCGCAGUCCGAGCUGCGGCUACACGAGCUGAGGUCCGAGAAGUACAACGGACUCGUACGAUUGCUGAAACCUGGUUGCCGCACCAUCGUGCUCCUCGUCGACAUGCAGAGCCGCGUGCAGCUACUAUCCAAGUUCCACAAGAUCGUGUGGCCGUACCGCAAAAACAAAACGCUCCUCUUCGCGUAUCUCCAAGUGGAGCGAAACAUCGACUGGUUCCGCCGCGUACUACAACUAUCUCUGGGAGGGCAAGAGUUGCGAGUGAACGCUAGGAACUGUGUGGGGACAGUACUGGCGCUCAACCCGCACCGGAACUACUUCUGCAUAUACCACGCCAAGCAUCCAGAGGGCGCCAAGCCUCACAAGAGGAUGUCCCGAAUGACGCGGUCGCUGGGCGCCUCCGCGGACCCCGAGGCGGGCGCGUUCAUCGGCUUCACUGAACGGGACUCCAGCUCCGAUGAGGCACCGCCGUCUCCAUUACUGGAAGAAAAUCUGCUAGACGGUCUGGAGAACUGGCUCGACCGUCUGUUCGAAGGCAGCACACACCGCUACUACAUCAACUACUGGCCCGACAUGACCUCCAAGUGAACGCAGCUCUGCCAGUAUUACUUACCUACUAUACAUCCAAGGGUACAAGCUACGCUUGAACGCAGAUCUUCGAGUUAAGUAACUUUUUUAUGGAUAUAAACAGACCACACCAAUAAUACCGUAGUUCACAGUUGUACCAAUUUCGGCAAAAAUGAUGUUGUAAUUAGUACAAUACUGUAUAAACAAGGUCUUUAUUACAACCAUUAUUUUAUUAGUACUAUUAUGAACUAGGGUGACGAAUAUAAAAGUUGUAUGAUGUCGUUAAGUGAGGUAAUUGGGUUACUAAGGAUAACUUUAAACUUGAAAAUUGACCCUAAGACUGGUAAAUCUCAUUUCUGAAAUUGUGACAAGUUUUGUCUAAUGUCAUCCCCAGAUACCUUACUUGACUAAAGUAAAAAUCUGAAAUAAAAAUAAGUAUCAUGUCACGAAUAUGGAAAAUGUUAAUCUGUGCUCAAUGCUUGUGAGCUACGCGGUUAUACGUUAGUUCCCUAAUACAUUCAGAACUGACGUUUAGGAGUUUAUGUGAGAGCAUUCUGGAAUGAAAUUUGAAAUAUUCUAGUAUUAUCGAACGUUUUAUAGGCAUUGGUCCCACCAGCGAGUAAGCGAUGAGUCAUCGGCUAUAAAAAUAAACAAAAAAUAGUCGCUCCCGUGUAAACAAAAGAGAGAGCGAGCAUUUUACAGUUCAUCGUUCAGCUGCGAAAUAUAACUUUCUUGCGCUAUCAUCGCAUCUCUUUCAUUUCCACGAAAGCGACUAUCUUUUGUUCGUUUCUAACGCCGACAGCUCAUCGCUUACUCGUUUUGGUGGGACCAUGACAUAAGCGAGUUAUAGCGUACUGUAGAAAUUCACUAAGAAGACUAAAUAGCUCACUGAAACUUAGAAUGGCAAGUGAAAGUAAUGAUAUAAGUAAGAUGGCUGCCAUAUACGCUAAGUAUUGUCAUUUAAAUGUAUUUAUAACAUGGUUUUUAAAGAGCGUGAUAUUACGAGUCCAAAUAGGCUAAAUAUCGAUAACUGAUCAUUCGAAUCACCUGAUUUCCUUAUCGAAUCAUUAAAAGCAUUUUCUUGCUAGUAGUGUUAAAUAAUACCAUAACAUAACUAUAGUUCGACAUAAAGUAGUAGAAAUAUAAAAUAGACCAUAAACAAUCUCCAUACAAAAUUGUUGCCAUAUUGUUGCCGUGAUUGUAACGUUGAAAAUGGCGUCUUAAUUUAAUUUAUCUUAUUUUAUGUCGUACUGUAUAAAACCCAUCAAAUAUUUCGUGGGAUGCUAAUUACAAUUUGGUGUCGUGACCAGGAUAUUACAGUUUAGUUCCAUGAACUUUAUUAGACCUUAAUUCAUUGAAACAAGGUUUAUUAUAAGUCAAAUUUUGUUAUAUGGAAAUUUUGUACGGUCGACUACAAAGAGAUGUAUACACUUUUUCACCUUAUUGCAUUGUAAUAAGGUGAAAAAAUGGAUACAUCUCUUUGUAGUCGACUGUAUCAUCGGCUAGCUAAUACUUUGUAUAUAAAUGGACUUGUAGUAUCAUGCAAUCCUGAACUAGUAUAGUACAUUGUGUAUUGACCCGAUAUCUCUCUUCGCACUUUUAUAAAGUUAGCUUUAUUUUAGCUACUUCGUCUCACCAUAACUAGCGUUUUACAAUAUAAGUACAAUGUAGUCGAAGUGUUAUCAAUUUUAUAAAGUAUACCGCGGAAAAUUAAACAUUGAGAAAAAAGAGUAGAAACAGUAGGGGGUAACGGGUAACGCACGUCGAAACACUGUUAUGUACUAAGUGCCAUUAUUUAAUUACAAAUUAUUUAUAUUUUAAUGUUUUACGUUAUGGUUAAAUUGUGAACAGCUGUUAAAUUAACCGUGGUUAAUAUCAAUCAGUUGAAAAUGUAUCAGUAUUAGUAAAAAAGUAUCAGAAUGUAAAAGUCACAAAAGAACUAAACACAAAGACAGUCUUUAACACGUUCACGAACGGCUAGUGACGUCAUCUGUCAUAGACCAAAGGAAACAAAUGACUACGCGUAUGCUACCUCUAUAGCAUACGUGUCCACGAAUGUGUUAAAAAGGAAUUUAAUAAAAUCGAUAAUGCCAUAAUAGAUAAAGGACAAACAAUCUAGUCAUUUUUAAAUAGGUAUAUGUACCUAUUGGCUGCCAAUAUUGCGUGAAAUAUAUACUAUUUUAGAUUCACAGCUUAUGUAAUUUUUAAUUUUAAAAUAUUGCGGUAAAAAACCGGGUCCCCUACUCGCGAUAAGCAUCGUUAAUAAGUAUUAGGGUAAAUGUGCCUAUUGUUGGCUCUCCAUCUCAGAAAAUUGUCAUGGGUGGAUUUUGAAACCAAAAUCAUAUUGUUGUGGUUAUUAGGUACAUUCUAUGGUAACUUUUAUACCGUGUUUUGUCUUACGCCUUAAAAACACGCUUGGUUGUUAUACCGUCACAUACGAAUGUAUGCCAUAUAGUCGAUAUACACUGCACUUCGUGAUAAGUAUCUACUGAUUUUAAAUUAAUUACCUACGUAAGCAAAUAGCAACAAUGUAGACUCGUAGAUAAAGUAAGUUAGAUCAGGUUUAUAAGAUUUUUUAACUCGACAUAAAACACGUAACAUUAUGGUUCAGUACAGUCGUCUUCAUAAAUAAAAUACAAAGGAUUCUUGAUAUAUGUACGCGAAUUAAGAAAUCUUGCUAAUAAAUUAGUGUUCAGAUAUCUAUGACCAGCUCUGAUAAUUAACAUCAAAACGGGACGAAAAUUGUUUGUAAUGUUUUGCUAACCCUUUGACGACUGUGCUAAGAUCAUUUAACACGUUCGGUGCCGGUGACACAAGGUCUGUGAUCAAAACAACAGUGACACGCAUGAGUGUUCAAACAUAAUUACCGCCCUAUGCCGGCGACACAGCAGUUGUGUUCAAAACGUUCAUAUUUCUAUACUGCUGGCAUAGAAGUAAGAAGUUGACUUAUGCCAGUGGCAUAGGAAUGAGAAUUUAGUAAUUUCUACCGGCAUAGUGUAGGCUUUUAGUAAAACAGUGCCGGACACGAAUGUGUUAAAACCAUAUUUUAGAAAUUCACGUUCCCAGUAAGAUCGUAUUUGGUGCUAGUCUUACAUUUGGAAGGCACCGUUUUGCAAUUUUGAAUAACUAGCUUAAUAAUAGAUUAUGCUGUUAGGUUUUAUUGAUAAGGUUAUAACGGAUUUACGUCUGUGUAGUUCUGUCAAAACGAUGUUAUGGUGCCAGUCUGGUCACCAAGUUACUUUUCAAAAAUAGUUUUUGCCUUACUCCCUUUAUACCUACAUGUUUUAUAUCACAUUUCUACGUUUUUCCUUGUCUUAACGGAUCCUAUGAAAAUAAGAACCGCUCAUAUAAAGAUUUACCUUUCUCAGGACGCCAUCACAGGGCUAAGUUAUGAUAUUUAAAAGAAAUAUUACAUACAUUAAUACAUCGAGUUCGGCGAUAUGUUUUGAAUCAUUUGGAGACUCGUCAUCAGGCAUGAGUGCUCACUGCGGCUAGACUCCGUGGCCAUAUCCGUAUAUUUGAAUGUGUCUUACGAAAGUUUAACAUAUAUACAUUCCAACAAUUGUUGCAACGACGCGUAGAAUGGGUUAUAAUAUCGAGCUACCAAACAUGUAUGGUUAAUUUCGAGAAUUAAAUACAUUUGUGUGAAUUUUUUGUAAAAACGUCCCAUUUUGUUGCUUACCAAAAAUACAAAAUUUGUUUGUAUCUUUAUAUGAAUAAACUGACAAAGCGGCUUUAUAGCAAUCGACAAAGUGGGACCAUUUACUAAACUCACUCAUAUUUACUGAUUAUUUGACACAGCCUUCUCCAAUUUAGUCUUUUAAGAUUAUAAAUUAGAGUUGAUUAAAGAUAAAUUAAGUUAUUUUGGUGUCAAUCGUAAUUAUUUAAUUGAAAUUAUGCUUGGUAUCUGCAAUCUCAAUGUUAAAUGACUCAUGUUACAGGUGGAUUCACAAGAGCUGACACGAACGAAAUAAGUGAAUGAAAAUAUCUAUGUGUAUGCAACCAAUAAAAUUGUGUCUAUGACUAUACAGUGUAUAAAGUGACAAUCAUACAAUGAAAGUAUCGCUUAUUCCGUUCCUGUCGGCUUUCACGAAUCAAUCUGUACUUCCUAUGUGUUCCAUAAAAGUGAUCAUAGACUUUGGCUAGCGAAUCAUGUCGCUAUUUUCACCAUAUGAGCAAAGUUGAUCUCAGGCUCUUCCCUAUUUCAGUCGCAUUUAUCUGACCGAAACUCGUGUAUAAAAAUGUUAACCUUUCUGUAUUUUUUUUAUUUAAAUUGCGGCGCUAUGGGAGUUCGCCAGGCCAGUACAUGAGCCAAAAAAAAAAUGGCUCAUGAGCCAUUAUUUUUAUCUGCAUGUAGCUAUAAACGAGCUUUGAUUUUAAUUUUAUUAUAAACCGCAUUUUUUGUGUCAUGACUCGCUGGUCAAAGUCCAUUGUCUAAGCAUUCAUAAGCUGGGUUUAGACGUGCACGUUAUUGCUGCAAGUUUUGAGACGCAACUAUAGGUAAGAGUGAGUGGCAAAUAUCUGCAUCUCUAUCUUGCGUAUACUUCUGUUUCAAAACUUGCUGCAAUACUUGCACGUCUAAACUCAGCUAUACAAACAUCUAGUAAUACUUAUUUUAAGCUAUACUUCUUUCCUUAAAAAAUAAUAUAAGUUGUUUAUCUCAUAGCUAUUGCUUAGAGAAUAUUUUCAUCGAUUAGUAUUCAAAAGUAUUAAGCUCUCUAUUCUUGCCUGCACCGUUAUUUAUAAACACGGGUGUACCAUGCUAGUCAAAAGAUUUAUACCAAAUAUUAUUUAUUAGCGAAUAAUAGGAUUGUAAUAUGUCUGAAGCCAGGCAAACUAAUAAUUGUAAUGUACCCAUAGUCCAUACGCGGAUGUUGAAAAGUUGAAUUAGGCUUGCAUUUUAUCGCAAGCUUCGAGACUCGAGACACAUAUCGUCACUACUUUUUAAAAAACUUGUAUCUUCGUCUGUCAAUGAAAAGAAAAUUGUAGUGAGUAUGUAUGGAAUGCAUAUAGACUUACUGCGUUUUAACUUUGAGGAGAAGCAUGAGAUACGA